AAAUCUGCAAGUUGCAACUAUGUUGGCUGAAUGUGGGUCAUAGGAACAAGACCCUUUCUUUCAUGCACCUAUUCUGGGUUGUAUGCACACACAGUUCACAUUGAAAAAGCUCGUGGCUUUAUGUUCUGUUUCGGCUGUGUAAUUUAUUGGAGUCGUUACAGGCCUUAAAUGCACAUCCCCUUCCUUUGCUUCUAUCCAAUUUCAAGUCCCCUUUUUUGUGGUGGCGUGUCAAAAGUGUUGCUUUCCUGGCCAUUUAUUACUGUUCUCACCCUUCUUUGCUGGGCUGUGCUGCCGAUACCGAUCGUUGCUCGUUUGUUAUUUUUACUUUUUUUUUUACAAUGCAAAUUUAAUGCCUAAUAACGACCUCUCACCUCUCUGUGGCAAGAAAUUUGUUGAGAGAAUCUGCUCUUUCUGUUUUGUUUUGUUUUUUUCCUCUUACUGUAAGUUUCCUGGUUUUGCUAAACUCAGGAGAUUAAAUCCUUCUGUGCAUUUGACUACUCCAAGGCUUCAUUAGGAGAGUGAUUGCGAGUUACUUAAUGUAAUUGAUAGGUUUCUCUACCAAAACUAGUUUCUAGAUUUUUGUAAGUCUGAAUUCAUAGAUUUAUUCCUAUUUUUCCUGGUGUGUUCUCUGCCAAAUUUUUCUUGAAGAAAUUGAAAAUCAUCUCUUCAUAUUCGGGAAGAUUGGGCAAAUUGUUCAGCAAAUCAAGCUGCUCUACUAGGAACCUGAAAGUGAUAUUCAAUGACUUUCCAGGAGGAGCAGAGAGCUUUGAGCUCAUGUGCAGGUUCUGUUACAAUAAUGGCAAGAUCGAAAUAACUCCUCUCAAUACAACCCUCUUGAGUUGUGCUGCGAAUUUCAUGGAGAUGAGCAAUUCUAUCUCCGGAAACGAUAACUUAAUCGAACAAACAGAGAAAUCUCUUGAAGAGAUCAGACAUUGGACCUGGUCUGAACUUAUGGCUGCGCUCAGGCAGUGCCAAAAUUCUUUUCCAGUGGCGAGUAAAUCUGGCCUACUCGAAAGAUGCUUGGAUUCUAUCACUCUGAGAGUAGCAUUGGCAAGUGAACCGAGUCCAAGUCCGUCGACUUCUUCAUCGGAUUAUUCCGGGGUCCGGUUUUCGUGCGACACGAAGAGCACGGAGAGUUUGAAGAACAGCUUCUCCCGAGCGACGUGGUGGUUUGAAGAUCUCUUAAUCACGGAUGUGAGUUUGCUUGAGAUGAUGGUCAGGUCCAUGAUUAAGCAAAAAGUCGAACAUGGUACAAUUAGCAAGUUCCUCUUCUUUUACCAGAAAUCCAAGUUCCAUAAUGCCGGGCCUCACGAGAAGUGCAAAAUCAUGGAAAUGGUCGUCGAUUUGCUCUGUAGUCUGGAGCUGAGUUCCGUCCCUUGCAAAAGCUUAUUCGGGAUUCUGAGAGUUGCUCUGGGGUUGAACAUAAGCAAAGGUUGCCGAAACAAGUUAGAGAUUAUGAUCGGCUCUCAGAUGGAUCAAGCGACAUUGGACAAUUUGCUCGUUCCAUCUCCUCAAGGGACGAACUCUUUGUAUGACACAAAUGUUGUACUGAGGCUAGUGAAAGCAUUUCUGAAGGAAGGAACUUGUGAUGUGCCUGAAGUGCAGUUGAAGAAAGUGGCUAACUUAAUGGAUCUGUAUGUAGCUGAAGUAGCGCCUGAUCCAUGUUUGAAACCUUCGAAGUUCCUCGCUUUGGCUAUGGUCCUUCCCGAUUCUGCAAGGGACUCGUUUGAUGACAUGUAUCAUGCUGUGGACAUGUACCUAGAGGUGCAUGCAGGAUUGUCUGAAGAAGAAAAGAUCAAGAUGUCCCGUGCCUUGAAUUAUAGGAAGCUCUCAGCCGAAGCUUGCAAACAUCUUUCGGAGAAUUCAAAGUUCCCAUCCAAGAUCAUCGCGCAAGCUGUGAAUUCUCAACAAUUCAAGCUCAAAAGCUUGAUCCGAGUGUCCAGCAAUUCUAGUGCCUUCACCAGUUCACCAUGCAGUUUCAGUGACAACAUCAAGAAAGACGAGGCAGGCGAACAGAUAGUACUCUAUGCAGGGGACCUUGAACUUUCAACCGAUAAUGUGAGGCUCAGGGCUCAAUUGCAAGGGAUGCAAUCGAGGGUGACGGAAUUAGAGAAACUUUGCCGGAAAAUGCAGAAUCAAAUGGCCAAGGUACUCAGAUCGAGAGUGUCGUCAAGCCACAAAAGCAGAUCUUUACCGAGGCUAUGCUCAUGAUAAUACUAGGCAAAUAACUUAUGAAUCUUCUGUCUUCAUAGAUAUUUGUGAGGGUUGUAUAGCAAGAGCAAUGUGUCCUUAUGCUUGCUUUUUUUGUUUUGCCCACCUUCUCUUUUUGUGCAAAUUGAGCUUGAGGUCAAUGGUGAGUUGUUUCUUUUACAAGAGAUUCAGAUCAUGGUUGUACAGCUACAGGGAAGAGGAACGAGAGCUUGCGCUUUUCCAGACAAAAAGCACGGAAUAUAUUAACACAUGCAUGUUCUUGGUGUCA
This is a messenger RNA of Syzygium oleosum, 2479 nucleotides long. RefSeq names its product BTB/POZ domain-containing protein At3g22104. The record is from RefSeq and is a predicted model, not a curated record. The transcript is spliced from 3 exons. Lineage: Eukaryota; Viridiplantae; Streptophyta; Magnoliopsida; Myrtales; Myrtaceae. Bases 775 to 2211 code for a protein of 478 amino acids. Gene Ontology annotation, molecular function: protein binding.